AUGGCCGAGCUCGGGGACUUCCUUGUAGGGGGCUCGGAAAAGCUGAAGGACGUAACGAUAGAAAUGUUAGACUAUGAUUUUCUUGACAAGUGCACCGAUCCCGGCUUGAUCCGCGCCAUCGCGCGUAAGCUCAAGUCUGGGGAAGAAGGACACUAUCCAGAUCUUGUCAAGCAUGCGGAGACUCGCUUGCUGGAAGAGCUCCCACAGGCUGAGCGCUCUAAAAUACUCCGGAUGAAAGCGGAGCCCCAGCCCGACGAAAUACAUGAGGCCAUCAGCGACCUACAUGGCUGGGAGGAGGAAAUGGCCAGAGUACCUGCCAGGCCCAAAGAGAACAACAGUGAGGAAGCGCAUGCUCCGAUAUGGACUAGCAACGCCACAGCACAGACACACAGUACCAAAACGAUAGAACCUCCUAUGCUGGAUGCGAGACGCGGAAGUGAUGAUGGUGGCUUGGCACGUUCUACCGGACUUGCCAUCGAGCAGAACAGGACGAAGAAACUAAACGCAUACGACUUCAGGGCAUGGGAACGCUACGACGCUGAUAAAGAAAUCGAAAGGCUGGAGAAAGAAGAACUUGAAGAACAGCGGCACAAGACUGAGGCAAGAGUUGAAGCAAAAGUCACAGUUGAGCAAGACCGACUGAGACGAGCCACGAAAAGAGAAGAUCAACUCCGCGAGGCAGGAAAAGCCCGGUACCAGGGAAACCUCUCGCCGUUCGAAAAAAAGCGUGCAGCGGAAAGGGAACGCAUCAAGGGCAACGAGUCUUUCAAGGUCAAGGAGUACGACGAGGCAUUCCGAUGUUACACGUGCUCUCUCGCACUAGACGAUUCGAACCCCAGGGUGUACAACAAUAGGGCCGCGACCGCACAUCACAUGGAACGAUUUGAUCAAGCAGAGGAGGACUGCACAAGGGCUAUUUCUCUGGACCCCACCUUCAAGAAAGCCUGGAUGCGGCGGGGAAUGGUACGCCACAGCCGUGGGAAGUACGCGGGCUCCGUAGCUGACUUCACGGAGGCUCUCCUUUUGGAUCCAAACGACAAGCACGCCAAGAAGCUCCUGGAGCACAGCGCUGCGAAAGAACGGGAGGUGGAAGGAGAAGCUGCUGGACAAAUGCAAGCAAAGUUUAAAAAGCCAGGGCGAAUCUUCAUCGAGGAAGUAGACACGCUACAGGAGGAGGAUGGGGAACACUCAAUGGUGUGCAUUCCUACAACAAGUGCGGCCAUAGCUCCUCCUACUCCCGGAAACCAGAAGACCCUGAUUGCCCAUGGCUGGAUGGAAGUCGAAUGAGAAAGCCUAUUUUACUUUCUUUCGGUUGUGCGAAUACCAAUCUACCCACCUCGGUGUGAGGAUGCGAAACGAUUCAGGAUGUGGGGCGCCCACAUUUGGCCACUGUUGGCUAGGUACCUUUAAUACGACGAACUUUCGGUCGAUGCGAGCGAAUCAAAUGGGUAGCAGCUUCCAUCAAAUGUACCCGAACGUACAACAGAACUAGACCAGGGUGAUACUCUUUGGCUAGAUGUGUUGCCUAUCCAGUGUCUUGCUUGUGCUUUUCAUGCACGCGUUCGACUAAUGCCUCCGCUUCUUCGUAUCGGCUUGAAAAGUACACACUCCAAAUACCC
Molecule: messenger RNA, 1619 nt
Organism: Ectocarpus siliculosus
Lineage: Eukaryota; Phaeophyceae; Ectocarpales; Ectocarpaceae
Source: the annotation of a GenBank genome assembly